AUGAGGGACCGGCCGGCUCCUGCAGGCAGUCCAGCUGUCGCGGAAGAGAAGGCGGAGAGCCCAGCAGACUGGCGGUCGAGGCUGAAGCCGGUGGGCACCAAAUUCCCCCACCAAGGAGAUGCUGGAAAUGCUCCAAAGCCCACAGAAGGCCACAAACUGGUUAUCAACAAAGCCCCGAGCUCGGCACCCGAAGAAACAAAGCCAGCUUUUCCCAAAGUCUCCCUGAUGGUUCAGGACGCUGCACCAUCAGCUGACCAGCCACAGAAGAAGAGACUGUUGGUGCCCAGCCUGGAUGUCACCAGCGGUUGGCCGAAGCUGAAGCAUCAGUGGGAAGAUGCUCCGGUUCUCCGGAAGGUGGAGGAGCCAGGCUUGCCAAAGAAAGCCAUUGCAUCUGUUAAACCUUCAGCUCCGGAACCCUUCCAGAAGAAACUGAGCAGUCCGGCGGUGUCUCCAUCCAAGCUCUCCUCAGACUACAUCCCUGAGGAAGAAAUCCAGAAGGAAGUCCAGCAGAUCGGGAGAGAUCUGGAUGAGCUAGAACUGAAAGGGGUAGACAUGGAGAAGCAGUUGCGGAAAUGUGAAGGAGAUGACCGUGAGGACGCGCUGAUGGUGGAGUGGUUCAAGCUCAUCCAUGAGAAGCAACUCCUGUUGAGGCGGGAGUCAGAGCUGAUGUACAGGUCAAGACAACAGAAACUAGAGGAGAGGCAGUGGAACAUCGAGACCGAACUCCGGAACCUCAUGAAUAAACCCGAAUCCCUGAAGACCCCCAAGGACAAAGCCCAAGAAGAAGAACUGCUCAAGUCCUAUCUGGCCAUCAUUGAUGGCCGGAAUGAGAUUGUGGAGAACUUGGACGAGGACCGGAUCAGGACCCUGGCCAACCUCUUCGAAAGAGGGGUCUGGCUGUACCUCAUGGAUCAUGUCACUGCGGCCGUGUGGUAA
Messenger RNA from Heteronotia binoei (common prickly gecko), 936 nucleotides. Its product is annotated as MICAL-like protein 2. The record is from RefSeq and is a predicted model, not a curated record. The coding region runs from base 1 to 936 and encodes 311 amino acids. The transcript has 10 exons. NCBI's taxonomy places the organism in Eukaryota, Metazoa, Chordata, Lepidosauria, Squamata, Gekkonidae.